ACUACCUCCUGCAACCCGGCCGCCGGUGACCUGCACCCGGCUGCCGGGUGGGCUGCGGUGGCCGAGGCGGAGGUCGGCCGCGGGGCGAGGACUUGGUUUCUUCAAGGCCUGGUCACCCCUACACCGACUUCCCUGGACUUGGAUAUCCCAGGACAAAGGACCUACAGAGCAGGGCGGGCGUCUAGUUUGCACAGAGUAAAAGCCACAGAAGGAAGGGAGCUGCCACUGAAAGGAGUUGCUGCAGUUUGUGGUUUUGUGAGACAGGGUCCCAGGUAACCCGCGUUUGGCCUUGAGCUUGGGAUCCUCCUGCCUCCAGCUCCCAAGCUCUGGGAUCACAGGUUCCUCAUGACUCCUCCUGUGGACCAUGCCCAUGAUCUGUUUUGCCAGCGUAGUACGGGUGAGGGAUGGACUGCCCCUCUCGGCCUCCACUGACUUUUACCACGCCCAGGAGUUUCUGGAAUGCAGGAGGCAGCUCAAGGCCUUAGCCCCGAGGCUGGCUCAGUAUCCAGGCCGAGGUUCUGCAGAAAGCCGUGACUUCCAUAUCUAUUUUUCGUCAUCGGGGGACGUGGCCUGCAUGGCUAUCUGCUCACACCAGUGCCCAGCAGCCAUGGCCUUCUGCUUCCUGGAGACUCUGUGGUGGGACUUCACGGCUUCCUAUGGUACCACGUGCAUUGGCCUGGCCUCCCGGCCCUACGCUUUUCUCGAGUUUGACAGUGUCAUUCAGAAAACCAAGUGGCAUUUUAACCACAUGAGUCCCUCCCAGAUGAAGAGUGGCUUAGAAGAGAUUCAGGAGGAGCUUGAGUUCCAGCCUCCAGCAGUUCUGUCCUUGGAGGGCACAGACGUGACAAAUGGCAUGCUGAACGGCCACACCCCGGUGUACUCUGAGCCUGCUCCGAAUCUCCGGAUGGAGCCGGUGACAGCGCUGGGUGUCCUCUCUCUCGUCCUCAACAUCAUGUGUGCUGCCCUGAACCUCAUCCGUGGAGUUCACCUCGCAGAACACUCUCUACAGGUUGCCCAGGAAGAAGUUGGAAACAUCCUGGCCUUCUUUAUUCCUUCUGUGGCCUGCAUGGUCCAGUGUUAUCUGUACCUGUUCUAUAGUCCAGCAAGGACUCUGAAGGUGGUGCUGAUGCUGGCCUUCAUCUGCCUGGGCAAUGUGUACCUGCAUGGGCUGAGGAACACCUGGCAGAUCCUCUUCCACAUUGGAGUGGCUUUUCUGUCUUCAUAUCAGAUCCUGACCAGACAGCUGCAGGAGAGGCAGUCUGACUAUGGAGUGUGAGGACAGUAUCAUGCAGUGAUGCCUUUGAUUUUUUUCUCCCCUGGAAGGCCAGUCUGUUUCCACUCUUGCUUCUCAACUUCACCUCAGAUCUCCAUCCUUGAAGCUCACAGAUUCUGACAGGUGCAGCGGAGGACCCAGGGCUGCUGGUUGCAGUCUUGGUCUGCAUGGAACAUUUGUUCAGAACUGCCAGUUGAGCACAGGACGGGCAGCCGAAGCUGGAGCUUGCUCAGAGAGCGUCUCUGAUGGUCAGAGUGGCAAUGUUUUGGUCUCCCGCAUUGAAUGAUACUGCAAACAGCUAGAUUCCAUAAUGGUAGUUUUAGUCAUUGGCAGGUGUCUGCUGAAGUUGGUUUGCAGUUUCGGUGUGACUCUGGCUGUCCUCAGAGUGUCAGUUCAGGGUGAAUAUGCUUCAUACAUAUAAGCUAGGUAAAUUUUGUUUACAUUUUUGAUAACUUGGGUUCAAUAUACUUUUGGAAUAUUUAAAUAUAUUUUGGAUAUAAAUUGAAGCUCAUUUAGAACAAAGGCAAACUUAGACUAAGGAAAUGCUAAGGAAAUCCAAGUUUAUUUAAUUUACAGAGAACUUUUAUGGUGGUGGGACUGUUAUGGUGGGAUACAGAUGUGGUUUAUAUCUAUUUUCGGUGUCUAGCUGAGGAUCUCUAAAUUAAUAACCAAUAUUACUGGGUCAUAAGCACAUGGGCGUGAGCAGAUGUGAGAGCCUCAGGGUCCUUUCCAUAGUGCAGAGAGGAGUGGGAGAUGCGGGGGCUCAGAGGCCCUUGACAGGAUUAGGGAGAGGCUUCUGUCUCCAGGCGUUGUGUGGCAGCUGAGUGCCAGUCAUGGUGGCAUUGCUGGAGACGUGGUCUUGCGAACCUCCUGGAGAGGCCUCCCUGGAGCAUCUCAGUUAGACCAAGGCCUCACUGUUCUAUGAGCAGGAAUUAAGUAGGUAUUAGCACAGUAAAGCUUUGUGUGACUGACGUGCAUGUUGCAAAGCUGCUAAGGUGUGCUUCUGAGUAAGAGCCCCCUGUAUCUCCAAUUAAGGGUCUGGUGACACUCAAGAAGCCAUGUUGGGGUUCACCCCUCUGACUUGUUCUUGGAAUAGUGCACCCACAGCUGUGUGGGAUGACCUAUAUGGCUCCAUUAGUGGUAAAUCCUGUAUUGAUAGUUUUUAAAGGAGAAAGCCCUCCCCAAAGUUACUGAGGAGUGGGGAAACAGGAGUGUAGGGUUAGAGCUCUUUUGUUUGGCUGUCCCCAGUACUGCGUGUUGGUGAGCCACCAGGUGUUAUUUUAGGAGAGAGCGUCUGUGACUCAGAACUGGGCUGGGAAAGUAUUGCCAUUGUGAUUUUGUUUCCUUAGAGAAUCUUCUAUUUUUAGUCAAAUCUAUAAUGUCUGGGUUUGAAUUCAUAUUGGGAACAUCCUUGGGCGUGAAUUUCAACCUUGUGUCUUUGUUGAUUUCACACCUAUGUGAUUUUGUAUAUACUGUGCAGGCAAAUGCUCACUCUUCUGAGAGAAUUUUGAAGUGGCCAGAGGGAGGAGAAAAUCCUUUUAAUUCAAAGCACACACUCAAAAAAAUUUUUAAGUAAGUUAAAAAAGAUCAGCCUAAAAAUGUAUUGUUUUCCUCGUAAGCCUGUGUGGUAUCAUGUUGCCUGUGUCUGGAGACCACACACACUCGAGGGUCUGAGCCUGUGGUUGUCAGCUCACAAGUGGUAACAAAGCAGUCCCCGAGGGUAAGCCCUUGCUAGAGACACUUUGUAAAUGCUAAUGAGGGGUUAUCCACACUUGGUUGGCACAGCUUGUGAGUUAUCAUCUAGACAGGGUUCCAUACUGUCAUAAAUGGAAGGAAAAGGUGUCCUCGAGGGAAAGAGAAAACAGAGAACCUUAAACAGGAAUCUAGCCAAGAAGCCUCACUUCCCAGGAGGGAGGGACUGGUGACAGGAAAGGAGUUCCAGGGAAACCCCAGGCUUUGGGCUAACUUGUUCAGACCUAAGUGGUGGUAACCCCCAUGGCAUUUUUGAUGCCAGGAAACUGGUUCCACAGCAGGAGUGCUCCUCUGUCCACCGUGCACUGGCUGCUACUCUGGCAUCUUUAGAUGAGGGGUUAGGUGGUAGUGCCCAGCUGGCUCACAUGCAACGGUGUUGAGACAGCCCCAGGAGCUUCCCUGUCCAGAUGCUCAUAGACUUUGGUGCUGUAUCAUCUGCUGGUGUCUGGAUGGGAGUGGCCCGGCAGCAAGCUUAUGAUUUGGGUUACUUUUCCCUCAGUGAUCCUUAUCUUGACGGGGACUGUACCUGACUUUCCUUUUUCUAGGUGGAGACAGCUGGACCAUCUAGGGUUGAGUUUCUUCUCAGUCCCAGAUGCCUCACUGACUCAUGGCUGUGGUUCUUGCUGUCCAUGAACUCUGUUGACAUGCAUUGUGGGCCUUUUCCUUGACCCCCGUUUCUUUCCUAGCCACCAUGAAUUCCCUCUCUCUUGUCUGCUUCCACUCUGCCUCCUACAUUCCUGUCUCCAGAUAGAGGUACAGGCUGGAGUCUGUGGAGAGACAGGAAUCAUGAGGGAAAGGAGCCGGCUUUGCAGUCUCAACCUCUGCCCCACUGAAGCUCAGCACUCAGGAGAAACAGCUCUUUGGCUGCCAUCCCUGAUGGGGGCUAGGGCAAUAGCCAGCAGACCCAUGAAUGUGGCUGUUUGGAUCAUAGGAAACAGGGUACGAGGGCCAAACUUCGGUUCACAUCUAUACUGUGCUGAUCCUUGAAGGAGCUGCCUGCUCACUGUAAUACCAACACAGCCCCUUCUAUCCCUUCUACAUGUUUGACAAUGAAUGAUACACAAGAGGGGAGGCUGGGGCAUGGUCAGGAACGCACACAUGAGAGAGGCUGGGCAUGUCCAGGAUGCUCAGGUCUGGGGCCAUUCUGCCUGUGUGCUGUGAGAGCCAAGAAUGGUGGAAGAAGGAAGAGAAACCAGGUGUGCCCUGGAGAGACGGAGUAAGGGAAGGGUCUCACAGGUCAGCUGACCCAGUGGCCUGGAGACUUCCACUCAGUCCUGGUCACAUUGGAAGCCCCUGCCUGCCGUCCUCAGCGUCUUCACCUGCAAGAGGACAGGAACACCAGUUUGCAAUCCCUAUAUGCUCCUGUGAGAAUUGCAAGUGGCCACAGGGUGGAUUGUCAUAGAGAAGGGUUGUGAGAUCACUGGGUGUGUGCAGCAGACAGCAGACCUCACCUGUGUUCAAGCAUUCACAAGGUGGCACUUUCUACUACUGCAGAUUAAGGCUCCAGGCCUUCAUUCCAGAAAGGAAGUGGCUCCGAUCUUCCUGGACCUGCCUCUGGGUUU
Onychomys torridus (southern grasshopper mouse) is the source of this 4587-nucleotide messenger RNA. RefSeq names its product SEC22 homolog C, vesicle trafficking protein (gene Sec22c). Bases 365 to 1276 code for a protein of 303 amino acids. The transcript has 8 exons. Gene Ontology annotation, biological process: endoplasmic reticulum to Golgi vesicle-mediated transport. The record is from RefSeq and is a predicted model, not a curated record. Lineage: Eukaryota; Metazoa; Chordata; Mammalia; Rodentia; Cricetidae.